GCUAUUUGGUCGUAGUAAAGUCGCUUGAUUCUUCUUUUCUACCCUUUUUGGCUUAGCUUUGUUUUCUUCACUUUUGCUUCUGCCCACAGCUUCUUAUCUUCCUCUUCCUGGUAGUUUUAAGUUAACAAUGAAAGGUGGAAAAGGAAAAGGGGCAUUGAGAAAAGAAACAAGGUCAGCGUUGAAGCCUGUUGAGGACCGAAAGAUGGGGAAGAGAAAAGCCACGUUGAAGGACGAUAAAAGGAAGGUCACGAAGGACAAAAAGGCCAAGAAAGAUCCUAAUAAGCCUAAGAGGCCUCCCAGUGCCUUCUUCGUAUUCCUUGAGGAAUUCAGGAAGACAUUUAAAAAGGAGAAUCCUAAUGUGAAGGCUGUUUCCGCUGUCGGGAAAGCUGGAGGAGAAAAGUGGAAAUCUUUGAGUGCAGCUGAAAAAGCACCGUAUGAAGCCAAAGCUGCAAAAAGAAAGGCCGAAUAUGGAAAGCUCUUGAAUGCUUACAACAAGAAGCAGGCGGAAAGCUCAGACGAGGAGGGCGAAGAAGAAGAAGAAAAAGAAGAAAGGUCAAAGCCUGAGGUACAUGAUGACGAUGAGGACAGUGGGCAGGACGAAGAAGAGGAGGAGGACGACGAAGAAGAGGAUGAAGAUGAUUGAAGCUAUGUGAUUCCUCACUUGCACCGUUUCCUUGGUCCAUGACAUGCAUGCUUCAAACAUACUAGUUUUUGUACUACUGCCACCUAAUAUGGAUCGGGUAAACAUAUUACGCAGUUUGCUGAAUCUCAACCCUAUGAACUUGUAUAUAUGUAUAUGACGAUAUGUGAUGUGGUAUCUAAUGCCAUCAUGUUGGCUCUGAAGCAACUGCAUGAUACCAGCAUUUUGUAGAUGCGGUUUGGUUAUUACUCUGUCUUUAUCCAUUAACCAAAGAAUUACUGCAAUUUCCCUGUUUUUUUUUGUGUUUAUCAUAAAUUAAAACCAUAUUGAUAAUUGGUGUCUGGCGCUUUACGCUGUUAAUUUACUCUGGAGUUCGACUUAGAA
Messenger RNA from Solanum dulcamara, 1024 nucleotides. Its product is annotated as high mobility group B protein 1. NCBI's taxonomy places the organism in Eukaryota, Viridiplantae, Streptophyta, Magnoliopsida, Solanales, Solanaceae. The record is from RefSeq and is a predicted model, not a curated record. The transcript has 8 exons. The coding region runs from base 128 to 643 and encodes 171 amino acids.